Molecule: messenger RNA, 664 nt
Organism: Ilex paraguariensis (yerba mate)
Lineage: Eukaryota; Viridiplantae; Streptophyta; Magnoliopsida; Aquifoliales; Aquifoliaceae
Source: the annotation of a GenBank genome assembly
CCUUGUCAAGUUUUGGUCAAAAAAGUGGUUGCUGAUUCCUCACCAUGUCCUCCAGCUCAGCCACCCACCUUAUCAUCUUCUUACUCUGCCUCCUCGUCGCCGCCGUCUCCGCCACCGACCACAUCGUCGGAGCCAACAAGGGAUGGAACCCGGGCGUUAACUACACUCUCUGGGCCAACAACCACACCUUCUACGUCGGGGAUCUCAUCUCGUUUAGGUACCAGAAGACACAGUAUAAUGUAUUCGAAGUGAAUCAGACUGGUUACGAUAACUGUACUACCGAAGGAGCAGUGGGGAACUGGAGCAGUGGAAAAGACUUCAUUCCCCUCAACAAGGCCAGGAGAUACUACUUCAUUUGUGGCAAUGGUGGGUGCUUCAGUGGAAUGAAGGUCUUAGUUGUUGUUCAUCCUCUUCCGUCUCCGUCUAACGCCGCCGUCGCUGCUGAUCAUUCGUCGACGAAGUCCGCCGCCGCAUCGGUGGUUGGUGGGGCUGCGAUGGUGAUGCCUCUGUUGGUAAUGGCUUCGAUCUGGUUUGGAUCUGGGUGGAUCUAGUUUGGUACUCUUGCUUGUUUAUGGUUCUGCUAAUGACGGUUAAAUUCAGUUAAGUGUGUAUUAGUGUUUCGAUAAACUGUUUUAAUUGAAUUAUCAAUUUUUUUAGUAUUUUC